AUGACCAAGUACUUCCAUCUCCUCGUGCUCGCACUUGUUCGUUCUGCUCGUGGCGCUUUUUCAGCGUUUGCAGAUGGACAUCAGGCCAACUUGACGACACCCGACCUGGAUACAGUAACUCAGUCGGAACCGACCGACAGAUGGUUGUACCCAAUCACUGAAGCCACCAAUGACGAACCCGUUGAUGAAGAAAGGGGUGGAUUCACAGAGCUCAUGGAAAAGAUAAGGAAUGGAGUGCUGGAGCUUGUGGAAAAGAUGAAGAACGGAUUCGCCAGUCUGAAGGAUAUUUUCAAAUUUAAGGCACCCAUCUAUGAGUUCAACCGCGAAAGUGGAGAGCUCGUCAAGAAAUUCGAGAAUUUGGUUGCCCGUCUGGCGUGGGAGAUCUCACAAAAAUUUGACAAGGCGGUAGAGGCGUACACUUUUCACAAGAAAGUGACGCUCGCUAAGGAAAUACUGGCAAAGGGAAGGUCGCAUGAUGACCUGCUCGAUGGUCAGAUUCCGCCAAAGGUGUUGUAUCACUUGUUUGAUUUGAAAGCGGUUCAAAGUCGCCCCGAUCACCCCACACAACGAGAAAUAGAUGAUUAUGACUUUCUCGCAGAAUACAGUAGCCUCUACAGAGCGAAAACCGGGAAGGCCGCUGACUGGGAACGAUGA
Messenger RNA from Peronospora matthiolae, 654 nucleotides. The record is from the annotation of a GenBank genome assembly. NCBI's taxonomy places the organism in Eukaryota, Oomycota, Peronosporomycetes, Peronosporales, Peronosporaceae.